Messenger RNA from Cyprinodon variegatus (sheepshead minnow), 8436 nucleotides. RefSeq names its product envoplakin-like. NCBI's taxonomy places the organism in Eukaryota, Metazoa, Chordata, Actinopteri, Cyprinodontiformes, Cyprinodontidae. The coding region runs from base 92 to 5953 and encodes 1953 amino acids. Gene Ontology annotation, molecular function: structural molecule activity; cadherin binding. The record is from RefSeq and is a predicted model, not a curated record. Gene Ontology annotation, cellular component: membrane; cytoplasm; cytoskeleton. The transcript has 21 exons. Gene Ontology annotation, biological process: intermediate filament cytoskeleton organization; wound healing.
AGAGAGGAGCGAUAAAGCAGGACCCAGUGAAAAAGACGGAAACAAAGGAGGUUUGCAACUGAGAGGGAGAAGCUAAUGUGGGAUUUCCACAAUGUCAAAGCUGAAGGAGACCAAAGAUGGCUCCCCAAAGAGCUCAAGCAAGAUCAGCAAGUCCCAGGCCAGCAACUUGGCUCUGCUGAUCGCCAAGAUGCAAACUAAUGCCGACCAGGUAGAGAAAGACAUCCUGAAGUCAGAAGAGAUGCUGGCUGUGGAUGCUGAAAAUGAAAAGAGAGAUCUCCCCUUCCAGCAUCAAAGUCAGAUAUCGACCAAACUGUCCCAGGCAGAGAACCUGCUCAAAGACCUUUUUCUUGACGUUGAUAAGGCCAAGAAGCUCAAACACCCGCAGGCCAAAGAGAUUGAGAGAGACAUCAUCCACCUUCACGAGCGAUGGUUGAAGGACUGUUCCUUCUACAGAGACGUCUAUGACCAGAUAGACGAUGUGUCAUUGCUGCCCAGAAUUAACUGGGGGCCUAUUUUGAAUCAGAAGCAAAAAAAGUUGGAUGUGGAGGACUACGGUCCAACCAUGGUGGAACUGGAGAAGCAGAUCGGCGCUCACAACAUCUUUCAUAAAGAGAUCAAAGCUUACAGCUCCCAGCUUUGUAUCAGCUCAUCUGGCAGCAAGGAGAAAUACGCCAUCUUUAAGAAACAAUAUAGCAACCUGCUUGACAACUCCAAGUGGCGCCGCCACUACCUGAACAGCCUCUACGAGUACAUGCAGGGCUGCAUGAAGGAACUGAACUUCUUUAAAGAAGAGCAGGACAAGAUCACAAAGCAGGACUGGAGCGACCAUAUGGUGGAUCCACCGCAUCUUCGUAGGCAGUAUGAGAAUUUUAAAAACGAUGGUCUUUUGAUCCACGAGAGUGAAGUGAUCAGACUCCAGGACGAAGGUAACCGACUCAUAGAACUGAACCACCCAGCCAGUGAAAUAAUACAGACCCAUUCUGAGGCUGUAAGGAACGAGUGGCAGAAGUUCCUGAAUCUCUGCAUUUGUCAGGAAACCCAUCUGGACAAUGUCGAUGAAUUCAAAAAGUUCAAAACAGACACAGAGCAGCUGUCAGAGACACUGACUCAACUCAGAAGAACCCUGGACCCAAAGUCGGUCAGUAAGAACAGUCAGUCAAGGACGCUUCUGCAGCUGGAGGGAGAGGAAGCAAUUGUUCAGGACUGUGAAGAACAGCUGAGUGACCUGAAGAUACGAAGUUCAACCAUCUCUCCUCUGAAACUGCGUCGAAUCUCCUCCACGAAGCCCUUAACAGUGGAGUCUGUUUGUGACUGGGAAACAGACCAGGCUUCAACAGCAAGAGGGGAAACUUUUACUCUGAAAUCCCUCUCUGGUGAUCUCAACUGGGAUGUUAUCUCCGCUGAUGGAGAAACUAAAACUUUCCCAGGAGUUUGCUUCCAGAUCUUACCUCCUGACCCAGAUGCCAUUGAUAAAGUUGGCCUUUUGUGCAAUGACCUGGAAGAUAUCAAGAAAAGGAGAGAAGCUCUGGCAGCGUCCCUGGAUAACCACAGAUCAAAUUUCUCCGGAGCUCAACAGACAGACUCCCCAGACCCAAGAUUAGCCGCUCUGGGCCAGCAGCUGGACCAGCUGGACGCAGACCUGGCCAGCAUAGAGGAGAGCAUGCUGAGCCGUCUGAGAACGCCACUGAGCCGAAACGAUCCGGCUGAAGAUCUGGCACAGAGGCUGAGGGAGCAGGAGCAAGCUGCCGAGGAACUCAAGGAUGUGGAACAGCAGAUCCAGUCAGCAGAGGCUGACCUACAGCCAUUGCUGUCUGAGGAUCCUAACAACACCUUGUCUGGACUGUCGCUUCAACUCAGUGCUGCUAUCAACAAGUAUGACAGCUUAACUGCGCUGGCGGACCUCUACCAUCAAAAAGCAAAUGCGUCUCUUAGCCUGGAGAGUCAAAUUCAGAGGGUGGAUGGCCUUGUCUCUGGACUUGAAAGAAAACUCAGUGAAGACGGUUUGAUUCCAGACAUAGCAAAUGCAAUUCAAACCCACGAGGAGGACAUUCAGAGCCAGCAGAGGUUUGCUGCAAGGAUCCAGGACGAUAUGAUAAAACUGGAUGAGGAUCUGGAGGCCACUGAGAACUUUUGCAGCUCUCUGCAGCAAAGCUACCAGGAGUACUGUCCAGACAUCCAACGCCAGGCGAGGGACGUCAAGCAGCUGCAGAGUCGCUACGCAAAUGUUACCAACCAGCUAAAGGAAAGAGAGAACAUUUUACAAGAGGCUUCAUCAAAGUACCAGGAGUUCCAGAGCUUGUGCAAAUACCUCCACUCUUCCCUGGACAACCUGCCAACAAAUAAUAUAAACACCAGUGAUGGAGUGUCGCAGGUGACGGCAAAGCAGAGCUCCCAAGAGAAAGUGAUGAAGUACCUGAAACAAAAGGAGGAGGAUGUGGACAGAGUGACCGCCAUCUCUCAAGAUCUGCAGAAUCUACUCAAUGUAAGAGCAGAGAAGAUAAAACUGUGUCAAGCAACAGCAGAAAACACUCAACGCCAAAGACACAUGGGCUUCGCUAGGAAUCUCAUUUAUCAAAAUGAAGAAGUUGUUCAGAUGGUGUCACAGCAGCAGGUGGAGCUUGAAAACCAUCAAAAAAGCAGCUUUGAAGUAGAUGGCUUGCUAAAAGAACUAGAGGAAGAGAAGGAGAGGACGGUCCGUGCCCACAUGGAGCUAAAAACUUUAAAAAACAAAAUGAUGUCCAUCAAGAGUCAGGGGAGCUUUGAGGAAACAGAAGUACUGCAGUACUACCGAGAUCCUAAACUGGAAGGUGAUCUGGCUCAUUUAAAGAACAAACUUAACAAUGAAGUCCUGAGGCAGAGCUCAACCCAGUCAGAGAUUGAAGCAAUAAACAAGAAAAUAAGUGAGCUCCAGGACGCCCUUAAACACAUGUCCCCCAGACUGGUGACUAGAGAGGUAAUAGAGCUUGAAGUAGAUCCUCAGCUGGAGGAAGAGGCCGCCAAGAUGCGACAUGAGAUAGCAAAAACUAGACAUGAAAUCCGAAUGAAAGAAAGAGAGGAAGUCCAAAUGAAGAAGGAAGUCACAGCUUUGCAGCAGAAUGGAUCACCAAUCAAAGAGAGAUUAUUUGGUAGGGAAGGACAGGAUGGCCAAACAUUCAAUGUAUUAAGAACAUUUGAAUCUGACAUUUCUGAGGAGAAAAAUAAAUGCAGGCUUCUCCAUGAUGAAAUCUUUCAGAUAAGAAAUCAGAUAAACACACUUGAAAAGCUUAUUCCGAACAUUCAGUCAAAAGCCCUUACUAGGGAGGUAAGAAGGGUUGAGCAAGACCCUGAACUUCUCGCAGAAUUCAGCAAGCUCCAAACAAGCUUGGAGGAAGAGAAGUCUGAAAAUAGCUUUUUGUCGAAGGAAAUAUUGGAGCUACAGAAACGCUACAGAGAGGUUCAAGACAGGACGGCAGGUUUCGAGGUGAAAGAAGUUGUAAACGAGAUCUAUGUAACCGACCCUAAUACAGAGAUGGAGAUUACUCGUCUUCGAAAAGAAAUAGAGGAUUCAGAUGUACAAUUUGCUGAUCUUAAAAAUGAGAUUGCAGCGGUAACUGCUGAUUUGAACAGGCUUUAUUCAGAGAAACCAAGAGUAGAACUCAAAGAAGUUCUCCAAGAGGUGGUAAAAGAGGAAAGAAGCCCUGAAAACAAGCGAGAGAUCCAAAGGCUUAAUGAUCAGGAGAACCGCCUGAGCAGCCAGUGUACAUCCCUCCAGGACCAAGUUAGACAACUGCGUAAAGAGAGAGACGAAUGGAAGGAGGAAAAGUCAAAAAUAGAGACCCAAAUUGUCUCCAGAGAUGUAAUCAAGUAUGAGCCAGAUCCACUGCUAGAGAAGGAAGCUGACCGUUUGCGCAGGGCCGUGCGAGAGGAAGCACAAAUAAGGCGAAAUAUUGAGGAGAUGGUUUUUGACCUACAACACAAAUACAUUCUGUUGGAGAGACAGAAACCAGAAGAGAAACUGGUUGUUCAGGAGGUUGUACGCCUUAAGAGGGACUCAAGGCAAGUAGAGGAAUAUGAUAGGCUCAGCAGGAGGCUGGAUGAAGAAUUAAAGAGUCGUCGUCAGUUGGAUCUAGAGGUACAGCAACUAAGAACCAAGUUGGAAGACAAAGAGUGUACUUUAAGGGAGAGUGAUGAGCGCAAAAAAAGGAUUGAAGCUGAAUCAAAGCUUAAAGAGAUCCGACUACGCAUCACACAACUGGAAAAUACCCCACAUUCGGUUGAGGAGAGUGUAGUAGUUGAGGAAGUACUGAAGAUUGAAAGAGAUCCAAAGCUGGAGAGAAUGACAAAUGGUUUGCGUUUUGAUAUGGAGAAGGAAACUCACAAUAUUCUGCGCCUACAGAGGGAAAUCCGUAAUGUCAAUUUAAAGCUUCAGAUUCUGCAGAAAGAGAAGUCUAAUGAAAAGACGGUGUACAAAGAGGUUGUUCGUGUGGAGAAAGAUCAAGCUCUUGAAGCUGAGAGACGUCGUCUGAGGGAGCAGGUGUCACAGAACAAAUUUGCCAGACAAGACAAGGAGGACGAAAUUAGACGUCUCAAUAACAAAGUCAACAUUUUGAUGAGCACGAAAUCUAAUAAUUCAAGAGAUGAGGUAACUCUUAAUCAAAACAAAGAGGCCCUAUUAAGGGAAAAUAACAGUUUGACCAGAGAACUCAGGACUCUUGAAGCAAAGAAACACGACAUACAUCUCUCUUUCCAGCAACGCAGUCGACUGAUGAGUGAAAGAUCACACAUGAGCAAAAAGAGAAGUCUGAAGAUGGAAUCGGAUGUCCAGCAGUUGGAGAGGCAGAUCUUGGAAGAGAAAGAUAAGAUUCAUCAACGGGACAGUACAAUCCAUGAGAUUCUGAUGCACCUACAGAAAGAGGAACAAGGGGAGACCAUGACCAAAGAAACCAAUGUCUCUACCAAAAUCACAAUUUUGGAUCCAGAAACUGGCAAAGACAUGUCUCCUUAUGAUGCCUACAUCGGGGGGCUGGUUGAUCGCCAGCAGUAUAUUCAACUGGAGGAGCUAGAAUGUGAUUGGGAAGAUGUAACCUCCGUGGGCCCUGAUGGAGAAACAUCUGUCCUACAAGAUCGUAAGAGUGGAAAGCAGUAUCCUGUCAGAGAUGCUAUUAAGGAAGGAAGACUAACAGAGUAUGAUUUACAAUUGUACAAACAAGGCAAGCUUCCUAUCUCAGAGUUUGCUCUUCUUGUUGCAGGUGAUAAGAACAAGCAAUCCAAAUUCAACUCAGACACCCAAAAGCCAAAUCCAUCAGUGAAAUCUCCAUCUUUAGACAUUACCUCUGCCAUUGAACUGCAGCCAAUUGCAGGAAUAUUGGACACAUAUACAGACACCUGCUUUACCAUCCACAACGCCACUUUGCAAAAGUUGAUUGACCCUAUUACUGCCCAAAGGCUGUUGGAGGCUCAAGCGGCAACAGGGGGCAUCAUCGACAUCAGUAAUAGUGAGAGAUAUAAAGUUCACAAGGCGGCACAAAGAGGUCUCAUUGAGGGUAGCCAAGUCCAAAGGCUGCUUAAUGCAGAGAAAGCUUUCACUGGAGUUGAAGACCCCAUGACCAAAGAACGUCUGUCUGUCGGAGAAGCCGUUCAGAAGGGCUGGAUGCCAAAAGAUUCAGCAAUUCGAUACAUGGAGGCCCAGCACCUGACGGGGGGGCUAGUAGAUCCCGCUACUGGUCGCAGAGUUGACAUUUGUGAUGCCAUUGGAUCAGAAAUGAUUGACGGCACAACAAUGAAGUAUUUGCAAAAUGAGGAAGGCUACAAAAAGGACAUCAUAGACCCUAUCACAAAGGAUAAGAUCAACUACAAGGAAGCUCUGAGUCAUUGUAAGAAAGACCCAGCGUCAGGCUUACCGAUGUUGCCUGCCUCCUCCAAAGAGUCUGAAUAUACCCCAGCAAACAACUCUUCAAAAUUUUUCCAUUUCUGAAUUCACUUUAAAUGAAUACCACAAGUAUUUAAGAUGACUCAAACUUUCAUCACUUUUAUCUCAUAAAAGAAUUGAAGAAGGUUAAGUUUGAUAAUUUGACCAGUCAAUUUUAUGAGUCGGUAGGUAAAGAACAUAAACUUCUUCUGAGCAUCUAACUCUGAGGCCAUAAUAACCAUUGCAACAGUAUGCUAGGAACAGUAGGAACAGAUCAAGAAACCUAUAUCAAUUAGGUUUCAUUUAUUUAAAAGUUAGCAUGGAGGCAGAAGAUAUGGAGGAUAAAACAGAGAUAACUGUUAAGUGUAAAUGGUAUGCAGAACUGAACGGGAAAAUGCCAGACACAACCGAACCGCUCUAACAUGGUACUAGUUCAUCAGUAGGACUCGGCACAGUUCAGUUCAGGUUCGGUUCUCAGAUAACAAAGAGUGCAUGAGCAGACCGCGUCAUCUUCUGACAGUUAGCCUCCGUAUUCAUGAAACUUCAGACAUUCAUAAAAAUACUAGCUUUUCUCCUGUGCCACAUGAUUUCCAGUGAUGAUUCUGCUUAGCAGUGUGAUGAAUCUCAACGUCUGUUGUUGUUUCCUGCGUCUGUAAGUCCCAAUUGGACUGUCGUUUUUUAAUAUCCACUACCAAACGCUGACAUUGUCAACUAAAUUCAACAAAGGCUGCCUUCUUCGCCUGACCCUCCGCAAACUUCCUGAAUGUUACGGGCGCCGCCAUGUUGGUUUGCUUGUUUAACUCUUGAGAGCAGUAGUACUUCAGACCGCCACUAGGAGGCGAGGAACCACGUUAGCAUGGUGUGUAAAUGGUCUUAAGGAACAGAGAUCAGCACUGUUAACUGAUUGAAGCUUGGCACAGGUCGGUUUUCAGAGGGUAGUGGAAAUGGGGCUAAUCUUUCUUGAUUGUACACUAGGCAGCUAGAGAAUCCUGAAACAAAAAAUAGAAUCAUGAAAUUUGUUUAGAUCCUUUUUCACUUACUAAGCAUGGACAAAGUUUUAAUUGUCAAACUUACACAAAAAGACUAGCAAUAAUAGCUGGAGCAGAGAGAAACCAAGGCUGAGGAUGUGCACAGAAGGAACCUGCUGUUUAUCAGUUGUGGUUUGUGGACGUAGAUUUAGACGGAAAUGUAGUGGAAGCAUAAUGGAGCAUUUGCUGAAAAACUGAGAAAGCAUAUUGUACAUUUGAAAGCUGAAGCAUAUCAAAACAAGGAGUUAAGAUGUAGAUCGCGCGUGUAAAUAAAAUACUAAGCGAUAUUCAGGGUAGGUAUUUGGUACUGGUCAAGAUUGUUGAGGGUGUUGAUGGUUAAAAAUGGCUGUGGCUUUGUUUUUGGUUGAUGGCAGUCAAAAACUGAUAAUGCCCAUGUCAAUUCCUAGCAACAGCAAUAAUACUUAUGCAAGCUUGGAAUCCUGGGGUUGUAAGUUUAAAACCCACUCCCACAGACUGCCACUCUGGGUUUCUGAGCAAGACCCCAGAUUGCUCCCGGGCGCCACACAAUGGCAGCCCACUGCUCCCCAAGUGGAUGGGUUAGACUCAGAGGUACAGGGAGUGGUGGCCUAGUGGUUAGGGCAUAGAGCUUGGAACCCUGGGGUUCUGAGUUGAAAACCCACUCCCACAGACUGCCACUCUGGGUUUCUGAGCGAGACCCCUGACUCCUGGGUGCCCUGUGAUGGCAGCCCACUGCUCCCCAAGUGGAUGGGUUGAAUGCAGAAGUAGAUUUCUCUAAUGUGAGAUCAAUAAAGUUAAAUUAUUAUUAUUAAAAUGAAGAUAGUCGGCUGCAUAAUGAAAAGCUUACAAGAUCUGUUAAUAAAAUAUGUACUCAUGUAUUUGACCAACGAGGGAAGCCAGGAAGAGAGUUUGCUUGGUUGUUUAGGUUGGAGUUUGCUGCUCCUGGUGUUGUUUGGUCCAGUUAUUUCAGGUGUUACUGCUGUCUUUUCUGGUGGAUUGGCUUCCAUUGCAGCUUUUAUGAUUAAAUCCAUAGAGAAAUGCUUAGCUUAGCCUCCUGUUUUACUGGGGAGCUGAUCCACGACUGACUGUGCCAACAUUGAGAAUUGUGUCAAAGUCCAAGAGUGUGCUAAUGACUGGAGGUGUGAUAUAAGUUUAUCUGUAUUCUGAACUUAAGUCAACAUAUAUCUUAUUUAUGUUUACUAUUAAGUGCUUUGUGUUUUCUUUAGGUUUGGUUAUGAAAUAUACUUUUGUUAAUGACAAUAUAAUAGAUUAACUCAGAAGAUAUACUGUUAAAUCAUAGUAAUUUGAAUGACAGAAUGAUUCCUAAUGAGGUGCAUUUUUCUUAACUAAAAAUCCUGUAGGGGAAAUAUUUGUUCUCUUUUGAUGUAAUAUAAAUAAACUGUAUAUACACUGUUUAUAUUGAGUAGUAUUGUUAUUAGAAAAUAUGAGACAUGAUGAUUUUAGCUUGAUUCUGUGUUUAAUUAAUACUAAUUAAUAAGAUUGUUUGAUGUUUUAUGGAGAAUCAGAGUUGUUAAAAAUAAA